UCCUUCCCUCCUCCCUCCUUCCUUCCCUCCCUCCUUCCCUCCCGCGGUCACACGCGGCAGCCGCCGCCGCCGAACCCGCUGCAGCCCAACAUGGCGGCCGCGGCGGGGGGGAGCCGCCGCCGAGCGCCGCCGCAGCGCGGGGAGCCGAGCCCGGGGCCGCCGCUACUGCUGGGAUUGAGGGGAGGAGGGGAUGCUGCAGCAGGGAAUGCAGGGAUACGGGCGGACCCAGGGAUACGGGAGGGAGAGAGGGCGGGCGUGGGGAGGCCGCAGCGCAGCUCCCCGCAGGCUGCGGCCGACCCGGCUGGGCUAUCCCGGGCGGACCCGCCCGUCCGGCCGGGGAUCCCUGCGGGCCUUGCCCCGAGCCGAGGAGAGCAGCCUCCGCCGCUGCCCGGCGCGGUUCCGCUCGCCGCCUCCUCAGCAAUAAGGCUUUUGAUUAAAAAUCGCGGCCUGGUUAUGGAGGGCUGGCAGGGGGAGCAGCGCCUGCCUGCUCUUCCAAGGGGAUCUGCCGAGCUCCAGGCGCGAGCCGGGACUCCGGCUCCCUCACACUUCGGGGCUGUUAAAACGUGACGGAAAAUGCGUCGGCUCUUGACGGUUCUGUCCCCGCUAGCGAAGUGCCUACCCUCAUCGAGGAGCCCGCCGUGCCACCAGAGUACACGCCGGGGGAAACAAGCUCCUUUUGCGGGCAUUUCAAACCCAUACCGUUUAAGAGAGCUGGAGGAUAUCCUAGUUGAUCAACGUGUUUUGUUUUAAGGCGGUAUAGUCUCAACUGCAGAAGUGCAUCCGAGGAUUUUGUGAUCUCUUUGCAGGGCCGCCUGUGGGGUGGAAAAUGGCAGCUGCCCACCAGCACACCGCGGCAGUUCUCCUGGCCAGAGAAGCCAGGUGAAAGGGGAGGAACGCCAUACCACCCUCAAAGGUCACUGGCUGUAGGUGAACUCCAAGCAUUCUCCUGAAGCCCACCAAGUUCAUCUUCUGGAGCUCAAAGGAAGGAAGAAACUCAGGCAUUGGCUUCCUCAGUUCAGUAACCGACAGAUGACCCUCAACUGGGUUUUGCCAUACCAAGCAUCUAUAUAACACUUUUUUUGUAAACUGGCCUUUUUACCAGCUAAUAUAAGACAUCAACAGUCUUACAUACCCAGUAAAAUGUACUACACAAUAUUAUUAAAGUCCCAUAUGUUUGUUCAGAA
Molecule: messenger RNA, 1184 nt
Organism: Taeniopygia guttata (zebra finch)
Lineage: Eukaryota; Metazoa; Chordata; Aves; Passeriformes; Estrildidae
Source: RefSeq, a predicted model, not a curated record